This is a messenger RNA of Caenorhabditis bovis, 2862 nucleotides long. The record is from the annotation of a GenBank genome assembly. Lineage: Eukaryota; Metazoa; Nematoda; Chromadorea; Rhabditida; Rhabditidae.
AUGCUUCCAACUCGCAGCACUGAAGCGCAUCAUGCUUUGGAGCUUAUCGAGGAUUAUCACGCACAACUAACACGGCAUACUGAUGAGGAACUUCGCGGAAACUUGGAGAAGCUCAUCAAUAGCUUCAAAACAAAUUUGUUCAACACGCUGCUGGAACUUCAUGAGUUGUACGAAGGAACAUUGUUAAAUGAGAGAAAAACAUAUUUGCAAAAAAUUGCCGAAGUGAAGAGAAUGGUCGAGAAAUUGGAGUACAACCCUGGAUUCAUUCAUAAACCAGUAACAACUGCGUCGACUUCCAAUUUGAACUACACGAGCACGACUCCACUUGCAUCUGAUUUUCGCGAUCGCGGAGGAUUCUCAUAUUUGAACGGAUCGAGUAGUUUAGGAAAUGGGGUGCUCGCAACAAGCUCUCCGUAUACUCAUUCCUCAUCAAGCCAUAUUUUGCACGAGAGAUCUCGUCAAACGACUCAUGAUGGCACUUGGAAGGAAACGACAACGAAAAUGGUCGACACACCAAAUGGCGUUGAACGUCGUACUAUCGAGCAUACUGGAAUCAUCGACGAGUUUGGACGAAAAUGGGAAUUGGAGAACGUUAUCCUCGAGAAAGGUCACACAGGACUGGGAUUCUCGAUAACGGGAGGUACUGAUCAGCCGACGGAAGAUGGUGAUACUGCUAUCUAUGUGACCAAUAUUAUCGAUGGAGGCGCCGCAUUAGCUGAUGGACGAAUGAAGAGGAAUGAUAUUAUUGUGAAUGUGAACGGUAUCAACUGCGAAGGCGUCAAACACGAGGUUGCCGUCAAUGCAUUAAAAAAUGCGGGAAAUGUGGUAUCUUUGACAUUGAAACGUCGGUGGGAUGAGAACACUGGGGUCGCUGCUCCUCUCUCAAUCGGAGGAUUUGGUGGAUCGACUAGUGCACUUCGUAAUGGAUUAACCCCAUCACUUAGCGCUGGCAACUUGACACAUGCAAUUCAUUCGCCAACUAUUCCUCAUCAUCCGCCGCCUCCGCCGCCACUUCACCACGGAUCGCUGAGCCAAUUGUCAGCAUCGCAUUAUCGCAAUCGUCCAAAUACUCAGCUUGUGGAACUUUACAAGGGUUCCACCGGAUUGGGUUUCUCGAUUGCUGGAGGUGUUGGCAACGAGCAUGUACCGGGUGAUAGCGAUAUAUUUGUGACAAAGGUCAUCGAAGGGGGCGCUGCUGAUCUUGACGGACGCCUUAGAGUUGGCGACAAAAUUUUGGAGGUCGAUAACACACCUUUGAACAAUAUUUCUCACGAAUAUGCAGUGGACGUGCUUAAAAAUACUGGAAAUCGUGUCCGCCUUUUGAUCCAGAAAAAUAACGGUCCGUUCGAUACGUCCGGCCAGUCCUACAAUCCGACAACUUCAAUUUUGAGACCAAGCUCGGUUCAAGACUUCAAUAGAUCAUAUGAUUCUCAAUCACAUCUUACAUAUCCUCAGAAUACUCGAGUUGCAAUUCCGCUCGAGCCUCGAGCGGUCACCCUUUACAAAGGUCAAAACGGAUUAGGAUUCAACAUCGUUGGUGGAGAAGACAAUGAGCCAAUCUACAUUAGUUUUGUUCUUCCUGGAGGCGUUGCUGAACUCAGUGGAAAUGUGAAGACUGGAGACGUCCUGCUUGAAGUCAAUGGUGUCAACCUACGUGGAGCUACUCAUCGCGAAGCCGCUGAAGCUCUUCGAAAUGUACAAAAUCCGGUACAACUAGUUCUCCAAUAUCGACCAACAGAUUAUCAAAUAUUUGAAUCGAAAAUUGAAAAACUUCGGAAUGAUGUAAUUUCACAAUCAAGAAUGAGCACACUUCCAAGACGUGAGCACUAUGUAAGAGCGUUGUUCGAUUAUGAUCCUGCUCGUGAAAACUCCGUUGCUCCGCAUAGAUCAAUGGCAUUCAACUAUGGAGAUAUUCUUCAUAUUAUCAACUCGUCCGAUGACGAAUGGUGGACGGCGAGAAAAGUUCUGGAAAAUAAUGAGGAAACGACGGAAGGGGUCAUCCCGUCAAAGAAACGAGUUGAAAAGAGAGAACGACUUAGAAGAAAGCAGGUUAACUUUAACGCUGGAUCACAAUCGCUCGGAAGAAACUCAUCUUCCGGUUUGGAGCACCGUCGCGGAAGCCGAAGUCAGCUCUCGUUCUCAAGAAAGUUCCCGUUCGUCAAGAGUACUGAUCGAAUUAAUGAUCUCGCCGAAGAAGCCGCCAACUUCAAUGACGAGCCAGUGUUCUCGUACCAAAACGUUGAGCCGCAACACAUCAACUAUGUUCGGCCAGUAAUUAUUCUUGGAGCACUGAAAGACAGAAUCAACGACGAGCUGGUGACAAGAGAUCCGCAUCAAUUUGGCAGUUGUGUUCCACAUACGUCUCGUCCACCGCGUGACAAUGAAGUCGAUGGACGUGAUUAUCACUUUGUGCCGAAACACAAAAUGGAGGAAGACGUCAAGAACAACCUCUUCAUUGAAGCAGGACAAUUCCAGAAUAAUUUAUAUGGAACCAGUAUUCAAAGCGUUCGCGAAGUGGCCAAUCAAGGGCGCCACUGUAUACUUGACGUCAGUGGAAAUGCAAUUCGAAGACUUCAAAAUGUUGCCAAUAUUCAACCAAUUUCCAUUUUCAUCAAACCAUCGUCACCACAGCAGAUAAUGGAAUUGGACCGACAAUUGUCAAAGCCACUUCACGAUGAGCGACCAUUCCUGGAAGAUGAGGCUGCCGCACAAUUCCAGAGAUGCCAGAGAAUUGAGCAAACCUUUGGAGACCUAUUCACACAUGUGAUUUCAAAUGCUCACUCGGCAAAUGAGGUGAUGAGCCGCAUCUACCAGCUGAUCAAGCGAGAGUCGCAAUCACCAAUUUGGGUGGCACGCAACUAA